AUGCUGAAGGAUGAGGUACGUACAAUUACGUACCGAAAUGCCAUUUAUCACAAUAAGCAUUUGUUCAAGGACAAAAUUGUCAUGGAUGUCGGCUCGGGCACUGGAAUUCUGUCGAUGUUUGCUGCUAAAGCCGGUGCUAAGAAAGUCAUUGCGAUCGAGUUCUCGAAUAUGGCAACGCAGUCGAAACAGAUCGUAAAGGAUAAUAAUCUGGAAAAUAUUAUCACCGUUAUUCAUGGAAAAGUAGAGGAUGUCAAGGAGUUGCCCGAUGGAAUUGAAAAGGUAUUAGGAACUUAG
Messenger RNA from Gongylonema pulchrum, 294 nucleotides. Lineage: Eukaryota; Metazoa; Nematoda; Chromadorea; Rhabditida; Gongylonematidae. The record is from the annotation of a GenBank genome assembly.